UAAGAGCAGAAGGUUGGAGAAGUGGUUUGGCGCCGACGGCUAUUGCAACUCUCGUUUUUCCUUCUUUUCUCUAUCGACCUUCUUUGCAACGCAGAAUUGAUUAGCUGGAGCCAUCUCGGAGGAUUAUCAGGAAACCAUCGUUGGAUCAGUUGCAUCUCAGUGGACGCUACUCCAGACUGCCGACAUUGGCGUGAAGCGCAAACGAGGCGCGCAACCCCCGACUCGCCAGACACGUUCUACCAGGCAGGAGCUGUUACAUGCCCUAAACAUCGACAUUUGACAUUUUGGUCCUUCCUCUUCUCCCCGCAGGCUGCCGGCAGCUCUUUCCCUCUACGCCAUGGACACUGGUUACCUGUCACAGCAAGUCACGACCAUCAUCAACCAGCUGCACGGCUACUUUGACGAGAUUGGCCUUCCUACACAUGAACGAGACUCGCGAGAGUCUGAGCUGUUUGCCGCUCUCUCCGAAACACUGCACAAUCAGCUCAAGCUGGUCGCAAAAGAAAAACAUGAUCUCACCGACGAGGCGCGUCGCUUGAUCAAGUCGAUCCGCCAGAUGGAAGCUGCCCUGGUCGAUGACAAGCCCCAACGAGACAGCGACUACCAAGACUCGGAUCUAUCCAUCACCCUCCCUCUGCGCGACUGUAUCGUGUCUCUCAAAGACAAGCACAACACUGUCUCAAGGAUUCAUCGCGAGCGCUACGAGCAGAUCAAGAAACUUGCCGAAGCCCUCGAAUCAUAUGCCUCCCACCUCGAACCGGCAUUCGUCACUAUCAAGCUCCCUCCCACUUCGCCCAACUCUAAGAUUCCUCCAUCGUUCGACGUUUCGCCCUCAUAUGUCACCUCCCUGGACAAUGCGUUCACCCGCGUCUACGAAGAAUAUAACAAGCGUCUGGUGGUGGUGCAAACUCUGGCAGAAGAGAUUAUCAAGCUCUGGGGAGAACUGGGCACGCCACAGGCUCAGAUCGAUAGCACCAUCGUCAAGCACGCUCGAAACGCUCCCGAACAGCUCGGUUUGCAUCAAGACGACAUGAGCCGACUGAGAGCAAAGAAGGAGAAACUACUGGGCGAGAAGCAAGAGCGUGCCGUCAGACUGGAAGAGCUGAAGGAGGCUGUCGAGACUUUGUGGGACAAGCUGGGAGUCGAAGAAAGCGACCGUAAACCCUUCCUGGCUAGUAACAGAGGAUGCGGGCUGCGCGCCAUCAACGAGUUCGAGGAUGAGCUGGCUCGUCUGAACGAGCUGAAGCGCCAGAACUUGCACCUGUUCGUUGAAGAUGCUCGAUUCAAGCUGCAAGAACUUUGGGAUGGACUCUAUUUCUGCGAGGAGGAGAUGCUCGAGUUUACGCCAGCCUUCUCAGAUGUAUACUCGGAUGCUCUACUCGAAGCUCACGAGGCCGAGAUUGGCAGGCUCGAGACCCUCAAAGAGCAGCGUGCACCUACUCUGGCCAUGGUCGACAAGCACCGCUCGCUCGUCAAAGAUCGCGAUGACUUGGCUGCUUCAUCGCAAGAUGCCUCUCGUCUCAUGCUUCGUGGUCAAAAGGGCGAGAAGCGUGACCCUACGCGCCUCCUGCGUGAAGAGAAGAUGCGCAAGCGUAUUGCAAAAGAGCUGCCCAAGGUCGAGAGCGACUUGCGUCAGAUCCUCGAAGAUUGGGAGGAAGAAUACGGCCGUCCCUUCCUCGUGCAUGGAGAACGCUACCUGGACGAGCUGGAGGCCACAUCACAGAAACAGUCCUCUCAGGGCUCUGUGCGCUCAAAGACGCCGUCCAUCCCGCCUCGAUCAAAGACGCCCUCGUCUGUACCGCCAUCAACCGUUCGUCCCAAGUCAGCCGCUGCUGCCGCUCCCACAACGGCCAUCAAGAGUCAGACUCUGCGCGGUCCCCCUCGCUCAAAGACUCCUACCGCCUCGCGCAAUCCAUUGGCCUCGUCUGUCAUGGGUCCUCCCUUAUCACAUUCAUCGUCUAACUCCUCGUUUGCAGCUUCGGUCGGUCCGGGUAGUCUCCGCAGUCCUUCCAAGAUCCCUGGUCGCCAGCCCCUGAGCAGCAUGCUCCAGUCUGGUACUUCGAGCGCACGCCGCCCCCCACCUGGUCCACUGGGUCAUUCUAGAGCAGAGUCUGAUACCAGCACUCUUCGCAGCCGCAUGGCUCCACCGCCACGACCCAUGUCGCGCGAUUUCUUCUCUCCACCAGAGACGCCUUGUCCCAUAAACAACGCCGACAUCUCGUUUGAACGCAGUGGCAGCAUCAUCCGUCACAUGAGCCCCGAAGACCCCUACAGUGACCGCAGCUCGUUACGCUCAGUGCGCACCUUCCAGUCCACCGCUUCCUCCCGUCCAGCCUCCCAGGCGACACACCACUAUGUGGCAGCUGCACCGCGACCCUCACCACGCUUCGAGUACCCUGCCGCACCGCCGCCAGCCGCAAUGUCUCGUCAAACUUCCAAUGCCUCCUCUGUCGAGACGUCAAACUCGGCAGUAUCUGGCUCCGAGAAUUGGGAGACAUACACGGAUGCCUCAGAUGACGAAGAGCCAGAUCCCCGCAUGGCUUAUUAUGCCAAAGUACGUACAAACAAGCGCGACUCGCCUGAAGACUCUGCCUAUGGAGGUGCUGGCAAAGGCUUUGGGGCCAAAGUCCGAGCGAUAGGUGUCUCAGACGAUGGCAGCGAGACCGCUUGGUCCGAUGUUGGCGAGACGUUUUGAUGACCCUACUUUUUGAGCUUCUCCUCUUUCCACGACUACCUUUUUUCUGACUGGCAAUGUCCGGAUCGUUUUGAUAGAUCGAUCUCUCCGCUAACCGGACACACGAUUUCUUCCGUUUCUUGUUCUUUCUUGGGAGGCAGCGCUUUCUUUUUGACCUAAACUUUUUCUCUGAUGACUUCGUUUCUGUUAUUCUACCCUGCCUCUUUUACUUUUACAGAGUACAACGGGCUGUUCUCCGUUUUCUUAGAUGCUAUUACUGUUCUUGUAGUACUACACGGCUUCUUUCUCUUUGCAUCAUUGUUAUGAUGAGAUGAUGCUCGCGAAUAUGAAUUGCUUCGUUGCAACUUCCCAC
Messenger RNA from Aureobasidium pullulans EXF-150, 3047 nucleotides. RefSeq lists its product as uncharacterized. Gene Ontology annotation, molecular function: microtubule binding. Bases 338 to 2695 code for a protein of 785 amino acids. Gene Ontology annotation, cellular component: mitotic spindle midzone; spindle; cytoplasm. The record is from RefSeq and is a predicted model, not a curated record. Lineage: Eukaryota; Fungi; Ascomycota; Dothideomycetes; Dothideales; Saccotheciaceae. The transcript is spliced from 4 exons. Gene Ontology annotation, biological process: mitotic spindle midzone assembly; microtubule cytoskeleton organization.